CUUACAUACACACACACACUCACACACACACUUACACGCACGGUACAGGUCGCAAUGGAGGAAGAGUUAAAAUGUCCGGUGUGCGGUUCUCUGUUCAAGGAGCCAAUUUUGCUGCCUUGCUCCCACAACGUUUGUCUGGCGUGCGCGAAGAGCAUCAGCGUGCACACACCGGAUGGCGAGCCUCCGGUGCAGCAGAGCCGAGCCUCGGCCAGCUCGGACUACGACUACCUGCUAGACGUGGACAAGAUGAGCCUGUACAGCGAGACGGACAGCGGCUACGGCUCCUACACGCCGUGUCAGCUCAAGUCGCCCAACGGCGUCCGGGUGUUCCCCCCCUCCUCCGCCGCCGCUGCGCAGCGCCUCUGCUCGCUCACCUGCCCGCUGUGCCACCGCAGCGUCUCGUUGGACGAACGCGGUCUCCGCAGCUUGCCUCGAAACCGGCUCCUGGAAGCCAUCGUGGCGCGGUAUCAGCAGCACCGAGCUGCCUCCGCGGCCGCCUCCUCCUCCGGGGCGCCCAAGUGUCAGCUGUGUGACCGCAACCCGGUGGACGCCGCAGUCAUGUGCGAGCAAUGCGACGUAUUUUACUGCAACGCCUGCCAGCAGCGGUGCCAUCCGUCCCGCGGUCCGCUCGCCAAGCACCGCCUCGUAGCGCCGUCUGGAUCCCAGCAACAGCCGGGUCAGGCGGCCACCGGCCAGCCGCCGGCCACUCCUCGCAAGCCGGCGACGUGCGUGGAGCACGAGGCGGAAAACUUCGUCAUGUUCUGCUGCAGCUGCAGGGCUCCGGUGUGCACCAAGUGCAUGGAGGAGGGAAGGCACUCUAAACACGACAUCAAGCCGCUGGCCCUCAUGUGGAAGCAACACAAAUGUCAGCUCUCGCAGGCCCUUAAUGGCGUUUCGGACAAAGCCAAAGACGCCAAGGAGUUCCUGGUCCAGCUGAAGAACAUGCUGCAGCAGAUUCAGGAGAGCGGCGUGGAGUUCGAGGCUUGCCUGGUGGCUCAGUGCGACUCGCUGAUCGAGGCGCUGACGCGGCAGAAAGCAAAACUGCUCACCAAAGUCACCAAGGAGAAGGAGUACAAACUCAAGGUGGCGCGCGACCAGAUCACCCACUGCACCAUAAAGCUGCGCCAGACCACGGGCAUGAUGGAGUACUGUCUGGAGGUGCUGAAGGAGAACGACCCUAGUGGUUUCCUACAGAUCUCAGACGCCCUCAUCAAGCGGGUAACGUCGUCUCAGGACCAGUGGGUCAAAGGUAACUUGGAAGCCAAGGUUGGCCCCGAAUUCCACCUAACCCUAAACACAGACUCACUGCUCCAGACCAUCCUGCAGCUGGACUUCUGCCAAGGCAAAGGAAAACGUUUGGACACACCUGCAUUAAGAGUUACGGUGGACACCUCUAUGGGUAAAUAUAAGCUGAUGUUUAUCGUAACUGGGGCCUUUCAGAAGAUGCAAAUGCACUUUAGGGACUUGCAAGUAAUACAUAUUGAUACUCGUGUUUGCCAUUGCGACGUGGUAUUUCCAGAUGUGCAGGAGAGCCCCUUAUUGAAACAAAUGCAGCAGGCAGCAGCAGGCAAUGGUGAGGAUGACACCGUGACAGAAAGUCCAGGAGUGGAGACCGGACCCUCGGUGCCGCCAGCCCCCCUCCUGCAACUGGAAAAGUGCUGCAGCAGGAACAACAGUGCCACCCUUGCCUGGAGGGUAACUGCACCCCAAGCAAACCCAAUUGAGGGCUACAUACUGGAACUGGACGAUGGCAACGGGGGACAGUACAGGGAGGUUUACGUGGGGAAGGAGACAGUGUGCACGGUGGAUGGACUCCACUUCAACAGCUCCUACAACACCAGAGUGAAGGCCUACAACGCCGUUGGAGUGGGGCCGUACAGCAAGACCGUGGUGCUCAGGACGUCCGAUGUCGCUUGGUUCACCUUUGAUCCCACCUCAGCUCACCGGGACAUUGUGCUGUCCAACGAGAAUCAAACGGUGUCGUGUAACAGCUAUGAUGACCGCGUCGUGCUGGGGACCGCUGCCUUCUCCAAGGGCGUCCACUACUGGGAGGUUUGUAUCGACCGCUACGACAACCACCCGGAUCCCGCCUUUGGCAUCGCCAGGAUCAACACUGUGAAGGACAUGAUGCUGGGCAAAGACGACAAGGCCUGGGCCAUGUAUGUGGACAACAACCGCUCCUGGUUCAUGCACAACAACUCGCAUACAAAUAGGGCAGAGGGAGGCAUCACUAAGGGCUCAACCGUGGGCGUCCUUCUGGACCUCAUCAAGCACACGCUGACGUUCUUCGUCAACAAAGAACAACACGGACCGACCGCCUUCGAGAGCCUGGAAGGGGUCUUCAUGCCAGCUGUCAGCCUCAACCGAAACGUGCAGGUGACCUUAUCAACAGGUCUGGAGUUGCCGAAGAGCCGCAAACAAUAGGCAACUAAAGCCUCCUGUUUCCCUCACAUUUCCCCUCAGUGUGUCUGCUCCGUCAUUUGGGUGUCAGGGACUUCCUCAAAGAUAUUCAUGUUGAUUUAUCAUCAGAGUGACUAGCAGAACCACACAGGAAGACAGCAGACCCUCCUUUUGUCAAGAGUUAAGCGGCGACUCAGCCAUGAAAUAUUUAGUUUGGCUACAUAAAUGUCAUGUCCGCUGUCGUACGCCAAGCAAGCAGAAAGACGGUUUAGUUUGAGCUUGAUUCUGUUUUUUCAGUCACAAAGCAGCUGCUUGGCACAAACAUUUUUCCCAGGUUUUGUCGGUAGUGACCUUUGUUUACUUCACUCCAUAGCCGAUGUCUUUGAGAUAACUCCCGACUGACAGUUUAAGGGACAGUUUCAUCAUUUUGGAAGAACCUUGACGGUAAGUUUAACCUCGUUUAGCGCAAUGAUGAUGGAUGACUUGCAUAUUCAAUUCAAACUUUAUUUAUUGUUUGCCCCAGCCUGACUCACUAUCAAUUGUCCAUUAGCAAAACAAGGUAUUAUGAGGUACCACAGUCGUCCCUUGUUUAUCGCGGUUGAUCGGGACUGGACAUGACUGCAAUAAAUGGAGUUCCGCAAAGUCGGAUUAUUAUAAAUAUAUCUAAUAUUUUUAUAGUUUGAGCAUCAGAAACAUUUUAUGACCUUCGAAUUAUUUUUUUAACAUUAAUAGUGCCCUGUAAACAUUAUACAACACCCAUAUAGUAAACUAAUUUCAGCAGAUAUAGGAACUUUUACUCUACAUUACAGUAUUUACCGGUAGCCCGGAGGAUCCUCCAAGCUUCAUUGCUGAUAGUUGAUAGUCAUGCACUGACCGGAGUUCAAAAUGAAGUCCAUCAAAAGUUGUUCUGCAGAUUGUCGUGGUGAAGACACAAUAGUGUCAAGAUUAACCACCUAUUGUUGUGAGCAGUAUAACGCUUCACGGAACUUGGCAUAGUGAAAAUCUUCACAACAUCGCCGCAACAUAAAAAAUACAAAUCUGUGAUGUUGCGAGGAUUCGAACUGCAAAACAGCGAGGGACGACUGUACUUCCCGUCAGCCAGGUUUGAAAAGCUACAUAAAACGUAGUCUCUAGUUUGCUGCGAUGCUCCGCUUUCUUGCUGCCCUCAGUCUCCUCUGGAGUAUCAGUCUGUUGCCCUGCCCUAGUACAUAGAAUAUAUCAUCGUCCUCUGUUCUUAUAGUUUGCUAGUGUGGCUUGAUUGAUUGAUUGAUUGCGUAAAAUCGGCCUAAUUAUUUAAACAUUUACAUUUCAAAAGUAAAAUAAAAUAUAAUCAGCAAAUAAAUCUGUGUUUAAGAGAAGUAAGAAGGUUUGGCAUCUCAGUGAAUCUGAAAUGUCUUCACUGUGAGGGGGUAAAGAAAUAAAGCAAAGUAACUAUGCUUUUUGUUGUCUCGAGACAAAAAGUGAUAUUUUAUGCACAACGUGUAGGAGGAGAGUGAGCUUUUCUUUUAUAGCGCUCUCAUCUUUUAGUUUCUCCGCAGUAAUGCCUUUAACCAAUGGAAGUGGCAUCUACCAUGCUGCUACAAAAAAAUCACUGUGACCAACUUAGCCCAUCAUCAAGAUUCAUUUGGCCAUCAUCCAACAUGUUAACACAAAGUUGCCAUCUGAAAAAGGAAAUCCCAAUGACAACAGCUUUAACAGCGGUUAAUGUUGGAUGUUAUCACAGUGCACUAUAUAGUCUUACAAAACAGGAGGUGGUCUUGUGUGUUGAAUACAAUGUAAAUAGAUAAAAAAAAAAAAAAGAGAUGCGAUGCAGAGCAUGAAGCGGGCAUCAACUAGGUUUACAAAAACAUAUCUUUUCAAGCUGCAUUGUAAAUACUCUGCAUUAUUAUAUUGUCCAUUGCUCCCAACUGCUGUGAAAACCUGUUCUCUGCUGUCGGAGGGAGGAAUUACAACUCCUGCUCGCGUCAGGAUUCUAAAGAUGUGAAAGCCAUUAUAGUCUUACACAUACCAAUAUAUAUUUGCUUUUCAGCCAUCAUUUGCAGCAACAUUUUAAUCAAUCCUACUUAAUGCUGCGGAAGACAAAACAUAAAUAAUAUGGAGGUCAGUUAUUCUUACUUGAAUAUAUGUGUUAUGUUUUUUUAUUGGACAUACUUUCACUUUCUUACUAUUUCUAAAUCUUGUGUGAAUAGAAGAAACUGAAUGUAUAUUUGUAAAAACUAUGGGUAACAUUUUAGUAUAGGGAACAUAUUCACCAUCAAAUGGGGACGGCGUGGCGCAGUGGCAGAGUGGGCGUGCGCAACCCGAGGGUCCCUGGUUCAAUCCCCACCUAGUACCAACCUCGUCACGUCCGUUGUGUCCUGAGCAAGACACUUCACCCUUGCUCCUGAUGGGUGCUGGCUGGCGCCUUGCAUGGCAGCUCCCUCCAUCAGUGUGUGAAUGUGUGUGUGAAUGGGUAAAUGUGGAAGUGGUGUCAAAGCACUUUGAAGGUAGAAAAGCGCUAUACAAGUACAACUCAUUUAUCAUUUAUUUAUAAUUAGUUGCUUAUUAAAGUAACAACAACUUUUUUUUAGUUAUUUGGAUGCUGGGGGAACAUAUAAGGGUUAGGAGUAAGUAACAAUUCUGAGGUUAUUGAGGGAAGACUUUUAGUUAAUGGCUUACCAGUUGUAUAAUAAGACCAUGCAGAAACAGUACUUAAUAAUGACAAAUUAAGAGCCAAUAUGUUACUAAUUUGCAUGUUUUUAAGCAAUUAAUUAAUGGUGAAUAUGUGUUCCCCAUACUAAAGUGUUACCAAACUAUGAUAUAAUAGGCCUAAUAAAAAAGCCGCAAAGAUCAGUUUUGAGAGUAACUUCACAAAGAAAACAAACAGGUGGACAAAAGUAUUGAGACACAUGCACUUUUGCUUUUUGAGGGUAACAUGUGUCCAAAUAUUUGUGCCCAUGCAGUGUAUCAUUUGACGGACAGUGUGGGUUCCCUCCGGGUACUGCGGCGUCCUCCUACCUCCAUAGACAUGCACCUGGGGAUAGGUUGAUUGGUAACACUAAAUAGGCCCUAGUGUGUGAAUGUUGUCUGUCUAUUUGCGUUGGCCCUACGACGAGGUCGCAACUUGUCCAGGGUGUACCCCGCCUUCCGCUCAAGUGCAGCUGGGAUAGGCUCCAGCUCCCCGCUACCCAGAGAGGGACAAAUGGUAGGAAAACGAUGGAUGGAUGGGCUGAACAGUGUGCUCUCAGCCGCCAGAAACCACCACCAUUCAAGGGCUUACUGCAUAAUGUCUCAAAACAAGCUCCACCUCAAGAACAGCCCAGGAUGCGUUGAUUUCAGUUUUCACUGUGCGGCGUCCGUGCGGAUGUUAUAUAAUAACGUAGAGAGCCAUUGUCCAGCAUGUCCUUUGACCACACACCCGCCCGCCUGUGAAUGUCUUAAAACUUUACAUAUAUUUAUUAUUUACGUAAUGGUGCUUGGGGUGGGAAAAUGGUGCAUGUCACUGCUAUUUAACUUUAAAAGUACAUACCCCGUUUCCAUAUGAGUUGGGAAAUUGUGUUAGAUGUAAAUAUAAAU
Molecule: messenger RNA, 5955 nt
Organism: Nerophis ophidion (straightnose pipefish)
Lineage: Eukaryota; Metazoa; Chordata; Actinopteri; Syngnathiformes; Syngnathidae
Product: tripartite motif-containing protein 67
Exons: 12
Coding region: 55-2424 (789 amino acids)
Molecular function (GO): protein binding; zinc ion binding
Source: RefSeq, a predicted model, not a curated record